AAUUAAAAAAAUGGAUCUUUUCCCCCCCAUGAAGUUGUCCAGUACAGAAGUUGCUAUUUGGAAAAGGGGCAUCAGGGAGCAGGCUCGUAAAUCCUGAACUUGUUUUAAAACAGACUUUAGUUUAUUCACGGGUCUCCAAUAUUUCCCUCCUCCCUUUUUCUCAGGGAAGAUGUUGAAGUAUGGAUCAAAUAUUUUGCCCUGAAUGGGCGAUCAGAUUUAGUGAUUUGAACCUGGACCAUUUUUUAGAACCUUCUGGCUUGGUUCGCCCACCCACUGAGCUUGUUUUUGUAAACGCUUGCUUUUGUUUCAAAGUCACAAUUGAUUCAUGAAACACGCUAAGCGAAGGGCAGAGCAGCGUAGAGCUCGGCACAGCGUAUGAGGCUGGUUCCUCGUGCCCUCGGUCUUAAACUCUGCUGCUUUGCUGUAACGCCUGCCUGUUCUUUGGGGAGCGAUUCCCACUCGUUCCAAUCUUUUGCACCCAAAAACUGCGUGGCUCAGUCUUAAUGGCGUUCGCUUGCUCGUACCCCACUGAGAUUUUGGAUCAAGACAGAUGGCUUUGGCGUUAAGGGAGUCUCCUCUUCCUUCACUCCAGGCUGACUUUCGGGCUGUUGGCCUGCGAAGAGAGGCCGAGCCUCCCACUCCCAGAGCAAUCCCUGUUCUUGGGCCAACGAGCUCUCUUGACGCACAACUGAUUCCUCUGCGGUUCUGGCAGGCAAAGCCUCUUCCCCAGAAGCAAAACCUGACUAGUAUCCUUAGGAAGUUACACUCUGUUCCCCACCUCUUGAUCUCAAGUCACUCUGUCACCGGGCCAGAAUCUGCCGGUUAUGCAACUAGGUGAUAUUUACCAUUCCUUUUGUAGAGAAGGGGUGGUGGUGGUAAUGCUGCAGCUGGGGGGGGGGGCUGCUUUGCUGGCUCCAGCCAGAUGGAGCUCCGAAGCCAUGCGCAGCCCCGAUCACCCCCCUCCCACGUGCCGAAUCAGGAUCCUGUUCCAAAUCAAGAGCAGAGUUGGGGAAGAAGGAGCGGUGGUGGUUUCUCUUUGCCCCAUCCGCCAGGAUUGCAGGGAAGAAGUCUGGGAGCCAAAGAAUCCUCGGCUGGAAUGUGAAAACAGCUUUGUGGCUUGGGAUCCGUGAACUCCUGGCUCUGCGGAGGGUGGCCAGUUGGCAGGACGGCUCGGGCCGUCCCGGCCAACAAACAGCUAGUAACGUGGUCAGGGGGCAGAGCCAAGGCAAGGCCGCUCGGGUUUCUAGGUAGGCGUAGCCCCAGGGCCGUGCGUCAGAUCUGUGCCUGCUCUGUGCCGCUUGGGUGGGUAGCAGAGAUGCUGUCUUUCCUGCUAUUGGCUGGUCGAGGCCGCCCAGUCUGCUAUUUGCUCUCCCAUUCUCUGCACGCCUGGCCUGGAGGGCGGAUGAAUGCCCUUCAGAAGGAACGACACUGGCUCUGUUCAUACGCCGGCCGGGCCGGACCCCAAGGAGGCCUGUUUGCCUUGGGCUUGAGGCGGCGUACUCCUUCAGCCCACUGCUGCUGCUUCCUGAACCAGCGCUUGGCGCACAGGGUUUGAACCCGGUCGACGAAAAGCCAGCAGGGAAGUGAUGUGGCGGCAUUCUCGGGUUUACUAGCAUGGCAAACAUCCCGAACCCUGAGCUCUGCAGGAAGGGAAGGGCCAAGGAAGCCUCAGGGAAAGAAAAGAGGGUGGAUGGACAGAGGGCAGAAGGACAGAGGGCAGAAGGAAACUGGGUGGGGGCUUUUUUUUGCUCAGGCACCUCCCGCCUCCAGUACUGUAGUAGGAUCAAUCUCGAUGGAUUGUACUAUUUGCACCUGGCGAUAAUACAUCGGGGAUGCCGAUUUCACCGCCGUAGUGUUGAUAACAGUACGAUUGAACUGAUUCCCAUUUUGGUAUUUAAAGAAAAGCAUUGGAAAAAAAAGAGGAAGAUGUCAGCGUUACAAGUGGAAGAUUAUGUUUAUAACUCCAUCCGGCACAAUCUCUCCCUGCAUAACAAGUUCAUCAAGGUGCACAAUGAGGCCACCGGGAAGAGCUCUUGGUGGAUGCUCAAUCCAGAAGGCGGCAAAAGCGGGAAGGCCCCCCGGAGAAGAGCGGCCUCCAUGGACAACAACAGCAAGCUGGCCAAACUGCGCGGGAAGACACACCGGAAGAAGCCGGCCAUGGCGGCUGCUCCGGAACCGACGGCCGACAGCCCGGUCUCCCAGUUCCCCAAGUGGCCGGGCAGCCCUUCCUCCCGGAGCAACGAGGACUCGGAGGUGUGGACCAGCAUCCGUCCUCGGACCAGCUCGAAUGCCAGCAGCGUGGGCCUUUCCUCGGUCCUGGCUGAGCAGGAUGACCUGGCUGACGAGGAGCUGCUGCCCACCCUCGUCUACUCCAGCGCCUCCAGCAACGUCCCUCCCACAGUGACGGAGGAGCUGGAGCUCAUCGACGGCCUGAACCUGAUGUCAGCCAGCUCCUCAUCCUUGCUGGCCCCUCAGCAGCCGGCCCAGAGGAACCCCACCUUCCCCUUGCGAGCCCCCGGCUCUGCCGCUCAGGCCCAGGGCUCCUUCGGCAGCUCCCUCUUCAGCCCCAUGGAUCACCUGCUGCCCGGCUCGGACAGCCAUUUCUCCCAGUCGCUGGAGGAGUUGCUGACGUCCAACUCGCCGCCUGCCAGCGACGUGAUGAUGACCCAGGUGGACCCGAUUCUCCCGCAGAGCGGAAGCCGGGUGAGCAGCCAGAGCUACCUGCUCCUGGGGGACCAGCCGUCCAAGCCCAAGAUGAGCCUGGGGAGCCUGCUCAGAAAGCCCUUGGAGCAGCAGUUGGAGUCCAUCGGGGCCACCGCUUUGCCCUCCGCCUUCACCAUGGCGCCGUCUUCGCAGAGCGCCGUCGGCCUGUCCGCUUUGAAGACUCCGGGCUCAGCGCUGCCUGCCCAGGUGGGCCAGCUGGGCCCUCCGCCCGCCCUGUCGGCCCCUUUCCCGGCCUUUGACGGGAAUCAGGACAAGCUGCCCAACGAUUUGGAUGUCGAUAUGUACAUGGAGGACCUUCAGUGCGAUGUGGACUACAUCAUCAGCACCGACCUCAUGGACGGAGAAGGACUGGACUUCAACUUUGAGCCCCUUCCGUCUACUCCGAGCUACCCGAGCACGUCGCAGGCUUCCAAUCACAGUUGGGUCCCCAGCUAACUUCGUAUGGACAAAGUGCCCUUCUGCUUCAGGAGCUUUACACACCCAGAAGAGUCUGGAAUGCCGGCAGCUCUGGUGCCCGCCUUGGCCUUGCGCGCGGGAUGGGCGGGAGAGGCCAGCCGCCACGGGAAGAGAGAGAUCCUGCCCAGUGCCAUGUCUUUUCAUGCAUCCAGCCUACGCCGUUCUCCCAGCAGGAGCCUCAGGGGGAGCCCUUCGCCACAGGAGACCCUUCCUGCCUUUCCAGAGGGAGGGGCUCCCGGCCCAGCCACGAUAGGCCUGGACUCGCCAGCCCAUCAUCCCUGCCUCACCUGUCCUUUGACUCGGCACUCUACGCCUCCAUGGAUGGGAAGAGGAGCAGCCAUCCUCGGGGCUGCUUGAGUGGAGAAGAAAUCCUGUCCUUUGGCCUCUUUGAGAGCAGCAGGUGGGCAGGGGGCGUGAGCAAGCUCUGGAGCGAGGAGACCCCCCCCCAUGACAGUCCUGGCGAAGAGGCCCUGCUGGAAACGCAGGCCUGGCCUUUCCGGGGCCACGGAGAGCCCUUCCCCGCCAGCGUGAGCUGCCCUCAAGCAGGUGCUAAACGCCGUUGCUGAGAAACCAAAAAACGCCUUCUCUGGGUUCAUCUCUGCGCUGCAGUGGAGAAACAGGAAACCCGGACCUGGCCUUAACCAGAGCCCUGAUCAGUGUCGGAUUUCCCCCCCCCCCCCCUCUCUUUCUUUCUUUUUCUAACCUGGAAGGGCAUUUUAUACAGAUGAACUUACCUUGGUGGCGUUUUUUCUAUCUUUCCCCCUUUCGUUUGGACGAGGAGGCUUUUUGUGGUAGCCUCAGGCCCGUUUUACACAUGUCUCUUGUGCCUUUUCUCCCCCCUCACUCGGCCUGUCAGCAGCUGGGCUAUUCCAAGUUCUCUCCAGAACAGGAGGGCAGCUUCGGGGUAGGGUGGGGGGUGGGGGUGCUUUAUAAAGCUGGGCGGGGAGGAGGGAAAGGGGCACCAAGCUAGCCUUGUUCUUUGGAAUUGGGGGCAGGUGAGGGGGGGCUGUAGAUAGAUUACCUGUAAAGUUAGCAGCAGAUUUAACUAGAAGCUUUUGUUAAAACAAAAAAACAAAAAAAUGGGGCGGGGUGGGGUGGGGUGGCGGGGAGAGAGAAAACCCCUGUCUAUAUUUUAACAGAAAACCCUUUGAAAUGAUUGGCUUAAAACGAAAAGGACAUUUUCUUACAGCUUUAUAAAGUUUUGAUACCAGAGAGAACACUAAAGUACACAGUGCCAGGAAUUGAGCUGAAGAGUGGAUGAUGGGAAAACGGGUGGGGUGGGGGGCAAGGGGUUUAGAUAAGGCUUAGAGUCCCUUUCUCCGAGGAAGGGGGGAGUCCGAGCUCCCUGCAAACACAAGGCUGAGUAUUUUGUCUCCCUGGGAGGAGUUUUGGGGGCUCUUAAGCCUUGAAGGGAGCAAGGUCACAGCUGCCCCUUUGGACACAGGGAGCCCUCGACCUCCUGGUGCAGAAGCCUCUGUGGGGGAGGCCGCUGCCUGCUGACUAACAGGUUGGUGGGCCGGAGGGGGCGGGGGAGAAAGCUGGGUCUGCUUGUUGUAUGGCCUGGCUGGCAAUACUCCAAAUCACAGUUGCUUUGUCCUUUGCAUCCAGCAUGUUCUCAGGUGAUCUGGCCUGCCCUGAAAAGGCGGGCGGGGGGGGGGAUUGCACAAACAAAAGAGCAUCAGAGAUCAUUUUUCCAGUAUUAACUCCUCCUUGACGCAGGGAGAUGGGGUGGGCCUGGGCACGCUGGGGGGGAGGCUUGCCAGCAGGGCUGAAGGGGAGAAGGUGGGGGAAGGUGGGGGAUCCAGGAUAAGAUCCAUCAGCAAGGCCGUUUCCCCACGCUCUUCUGGCCUCGAUCCAGGCCAGCCUCCCGGAGUUCCUUCGCGAGGACCUUCCCCUGCCCUGCUUGGGAACGGGGGACUUUCAGAGGAGUUGGCCUAGUUGAAAGGAAAAGGGUGCCACCUGGGAGAGAGAGAUUCCCCCGGCCUCCCAACUGCCAGGCAGCUGUUAUGCCAGUUUGCUUUCUCCAAGCAAGGACUGGUUAAUGAUGGGGACGUCUGCUCCCUCCCCUCCUUCGCCUGGAGCACUGAAGGCGGAUCCUGACUGGGAUCCGAGAGAAGCUGGCAUAGAAGAGAUGCAGAGCAAUGGAGAUCCUCAACCCUCC
Thamnophis elegans (Western terrestrial garter snake) is the source of this 5341-nucleotide messenger RNA. It is a transcript of the gene FOXO4, whose product is annotated as forkhead box O4. The transcript is spliced from 3 exons. Gene Ontology annotation, cellular component: nucleus. Lineage: Eukaryota; Metazoa; Chordata; Lepidosauria; Squamata; Natricidae. Bases 1615 to 3159 code for a protein of 514 amino acids. Gene Ontology annotation, biological process: regulation of transcription by RNA polymerase II. Gene Ontology annotation, molecular function: DNA-binding transcription factor activity, RNA polymerase II-specific; RNA polymerase II cis-regulatory region sequence-specific DNA binding. The record is from RefSeq and is a predicted model, not a curated record.